AACUGGAAGGAGCUUAUUAGAUUCAUUGAUCUCCAGGAGGCUUGUCAUUUGGAUAAUGCUUCAUAUGUGAAGCUCAUUGAUCAGCAGUUGAAAAAAUCGCUUUACACACGCGAGGACAUUUGCGAGGGCCUCGGCAUCACGGAACAAGAGCUGGAAACAGAUUUCCURACGUCCAGCACCCAGCACAUGCAGCAGUUCAAGCUGCGCCAACGCGCCUUGCAUGUUAUCCAGGAGUCGGGGCGUGUGGUCCAGUUUCGUCARAUUUGCGAGCAGCUGCAACGCCGCUCCAGCAAACAGGACAUUGAGCAGCUGGGUCAGCUCAUGCAGCAGUCCCAUCAAAGCCUGCGCGAGCUCUACGAGUGCUCACAUCCGGAUUUAGAGCGCCUUGUGGCCUUAUCUGUCAAGCAAGGCGUCAGCGCACGUGUUACGGGCGCGGGCUGGGGCGGUUGCAUUGUGGCCAUGUGCGACUCAGUAGAGGCUGCUUCAGAUUACGUCAACGUACUCAAGCGCGAGUACUAUGCUCAAUUGCCUGCUCAUCUCUUGGAGCGCUAUCAGCCCAACGACUUCAAUGAAGUCGUCUUUGCCACAUUCCCCAGUAACGGCGCCGAGCUAUUUGUACAAUAAUCAAAGACACUUUUGUAAACCUGUAUAUAAUAUAGCACCGCCACACCAUAUAA
Drosophila arizonae is the source of this 677-nucleotide messenger RNA. RefSeq names its product N-acetylgalactosamine kinase (gene Galk). Gene Ontology annotation, cellular component: cytosol; cytoplasm. Gene Ontology annotation, molecular function: ATP binding; galactokinase activity. Lineage: Eukaryota; Metazoa; Arthropoda; Insecta; Diptera; Drosophilidae. The record is from RefSeq and is a predicted model, not a curated record. Gene Ontology annotation, biological process: galactose metabolic process; carbohydrate phosphorylation.